This is a messenger RNA of Ilyonectria robusta, 487 nucleotides long. RefSeq lists its product as uncharacterized. The transcript has 2 exons. The coding region runs from base 128 to 448 and encodes 106 amino acids. The record is from RefSeq and is a predicted model, not a curated record. Lineage: Eukaryota; Fungi; Ascomycota; Sordariomycetes; Hypocreales; Nectriaceae.
CUAGUACAGUCGUCACCCCCCCUCGUCCUCUUUUAAGUGACGCAUUUAUACUACCUUGUCUCUGAUAUCUCGAUUCUCAUCUAAGAUCCUUGUCUUAUCUCUCACCUCUUUCGAUAAACCCUACACCAUGUCUAAGCAAAUCAACCGCGUUACCUUGUUCAAGAUCCCCGGCGUGGAGGAUCAACAAAAGUUGCUCGAUAUUUACAAGGGCAUGCCUUCAAAGGCCGUCAAGGAUGGCAAGCCUUAUAUCGUCUCUGUCACUGCUGGCGUAGCAAAGCCCGACCAGCGAGCGCAAGGAUUCACCAUUGCUGUUAUUUCUGUCUUCAAGUCAGGGGAUGACAUGGUUUACUAUGAUAACGAGUGUGCUGCGCACGGGGAGCUCAAGGCUUUCGCCAAGAGUGUCCACCAGGGAGCCAUGAUGGUCUUCUUUGAGAACGAGCUCGUUUGAUUUCAGAUAGAUUAAAAAAUAGACAACCAAAAAGCAACA